This is a messenger RNA of Scomber scombrus (Atlantic mackerel), 2807 nucleotides long. RefSeq lists its product as uncharacterized. The coding region runs from base 160 to 1833 and encodes 557 amino acids. The record is from RefSeq and is a predicted model, not a curated record. Lineage: Eukaryota; Metazoa; Chordata; Actinopteri; Scombriformes; Scombridae. The transcript is spliced from 4 exons.
AAAAGAAGAAGAAGAAGAAGAUGAUGUUUAGAUGUGUGUCAUUACCUCUCAGCAAUGCAAUGACGAAAUAUUUCACCAUGGUACAUAGGAUUUAAUCGGAUAGUAAGCACCAAUCGAUCGUAUUUCUUGCCGACAAGAGUUGCUCUGGAUUGAGAGACCAUGGGCCGGCUAGAUGAUGCUGCCAAACGCAAAGUAGUGGAGCUGCGGAAAGCUGGUCUGAGUUUCCGUAAGAUCAAAGCUGUGCUGGAGCUGGAGAACAUCAAGGUGUCAGCCCAGGCCAUCUACCUGUUCCUGAGGGAGUUUCAGGGGAGGCCACCAGGUAGGGUCAGACCUGGGGAGGCUGGAAGCAACACAUUGUCAGCACAGGUGCAUAUUCCUGCUGGGGGAAUACGAGAGAGCUGGAGUAACAUUCAUCUCCAAAACCUACUACAGGAGGCAUGUUACAGUGCUGGCUUUCCAGCAGCUCCAGAUGUGGCCAAAAAGUCAUCCACAAAACCAGGUACUGAUGCAAAACCAUCUGGGUCCGGGGAAACCAGUGGACGCAGCAGGAUAGAGCAGCAACAUGAGGGAGAUAAGGAAGAAAAUGACAUCCAGAUUGUUAGUGUCACCUCUCUUGCGCACAGCAGCCAACAAACAAGUCCCCAGUCCACUGCGACAAGACCAGAGGCACAUGCUGUGUCUUCCACAGGAACAACAUCUGCAGCAUUCAUGAGGAGGAGAGUUACGCCUUCUCCAGCAACUAAUUCAAUGUUGGCAGCUCGUAAAAGGAUUCUGGAUAAAGCUCUGUCACACAGGAUGAAGACAUUCCACCAGGUGGCAGCAUUGGUGAGGAGAGAUCACUCGGGUGUCCAGGGUGCUGAUUUGAGGAAUGCAAUGCAACAACCGUCUGAAAUGUAUGAUCUGACCACUGAAAAGACUGUUGUGGAAUGUCAGCCUGGAGGAGGCGGUGUCCCGAGGCGUUUUUUUGCGGAAAGACCAGAUGUGUCUGUCCGUUCCCUUCACCCUCCCCCUCGCAUUGGAAUUAGGCUUCCUAACCGGCCACCAGCACCCUCAGCUCCUGGGGGUCCUGUCAUUCGGGGUGCCACUCGCAGUGAGGGGAACCCAAGCCCCCAGCAGGCAGUCCAAGACCCUGGAGUGAGAGGUGGUCUCCAGGAUCAGAUUCAGACUCUGAGCUCUGAGGUGCGCAGCUUGGGACUGGCCAUGAAGAUGCUGGUGGAGCAGCAGUGCCGCCAGGAGAGGGAGCAGGCGCAGCAGACACACAUUCAAAAGCAGAUCCUCAGCACUUUACAGAACCUGACUUCAAAACUGGGACAUUGUAGCAGAGUUCAACAACAGCACAACAAAACGCCAUCACCCUCUGCUUUGCAGAGCGCCUCUGCAUCUACCUCCUUCAGCCAAGACACCUUUAACUUUAGCCAAGGCGCGUACACUCAGUGCAGUCAAAUACAGCCAAGCUAUAACUCUUUGGAGAGUUUAGAACCUGUAGAGGCCUUUAAACUGCCAGGGCUGAGUCCUACAAGCAUGAAUGGGUUCCCACCAUGUAGCAGUACUGAGAGCCUCCCACUUAGUCACAGUCCCCCUCAAACACAACCGUACACAUACCCACAGCAAAACAGUCAAACAGUCAUGCCAUCCUACACACAGUCAUAUGUCUCUACAUUCAGCCAGUCACAUUCUCAGACAUACAGAGGGUCAGAGAGUAAAACAUCUGAUUUCCCAAGCAGCUGUUCAGGGAGGACUCUGCAGGACUGCAGUGUGACGCAGCAGGUGAUGAACUCCAAUCACUCUCAGCAGGAUCAGGAGGUCAAUAUUAUCAAAGUGGAGGGACCUUAGAGUUCUUCAGAUUCCACACAGGCCUGGGUGUCUCAGUUGUUGUGGGACCAUAAGGGCUUGGAUGCGUUUUAUAUAGGGAUGCACCGAAAUGAAAAUUCUUGGCCGAAACCGAAAACCGAUCGGUGUCGGUUGGGGGAGGGGUGCGAUCGGUGUCGGUCUAAUAAGCAGCAACACAGAGAUAUAAGGACGCUUUGCUCUCACACGCGCUGCAUUUAUAGUCACACAAACACACACACACGCAGACACUCUCUAGCCUUUUUCUGCGCUCUGCUCUUCUUAUCCUGUGCUGUGUGCUUCUCCGUCUCCAAGCGGGUUCUCCGCAUCCAUCGCGGCCUGGAUCAUUUCUCGUGCGCGCUGCUUUAAUCCCACAUCCAAAGUAAUGAUCUUUAUAACGCGGAUCAAGUACAGUCGCGAUGAAGUGCAUAGGAUCGAAAUAGAUCUCAGUGAAAUGUGUGCUGACAGACUCUAAGAGUGUACUUUUCAUAGUUUUCAUUCCGUGGUCCAUCUCAACCUCUUUGCUUAGAAGACACUUUAGUGCUGCAAUUAAAGAAAUAACGUCUGCUACAGAUGCAUCAGAGGAGCUGAUCUCUUUAGUUAGCUGUUUCAGUGAUAAAAAUAUUUCGACCGAAAAAAAUUUCGGUGGCCGAAUUUUCGGUGCAUCCCUAGUUUUAUAGUCACUUUAGUCUAGGAAUUUAAGACACAAACCUUUUUACAACAUAUACUGUAGCAUUUUUUUACUUAAUUUAUUUCCAAAGUACAUUUUGACUGAACACAAACAACAACAGAAUGAAGGGACAGUGUAGUAAUAACGUGGUCAUAACUAGGCACUGCCAGACUGAAAAUGACAAUUAUGUGCAAUUCUUGUUUAUUUUGUAUCUGUUUAAUUUGUAUCGCUAGGAAUGGCAUUUUGAACUGUUAGUUUUCAUACCUCUAUGCUAACUGCAAAAAAAAUAAAGAGAUGGUUAUGAUCCAAA